AUGGCCGACGCAGGCGGCUGGAGCACGAUCGAGUCCGACGAGGGCGUAUUUACAUCCCUCAUCGAGAACCUCGGCGUGCAAGAUGUUCAAUUCGAAGAACUCAUCUCCCUUGAUGCCGACACAAUUCGCUCAUUAGGGCCCGUGUAUGGCGUUAUUUUCCUCUUCAAAUGGACCCGUGAAGCAGCCGGCGCCGGCGCUGAAGCUCCACUAGAUGGAAAAUACGACACAACAGCAACAGAAAACAACGUCUUCUUCGCAGCCCAGACUAUCCAAAACGCUUGCGGAACCCAAGCUAUCCUCUCCGUGAUCCUCAACAACGAUAACCCUCCCGCACCCCUACAACCGAUAACCCUCGGUAACGAACUGAGCUCCUUCAAAGAGUUCACAACUGGCUUCCCGGCCGAGCUGCGCGGUGAAGCGCUCUCGAACUCUGAAGCUAUCCGCACAGCACACAAUACCUUUGCGCGGGCUAGUCCUUUCGCCGAUGAGACGACCCGGCCGCAGGAUGAGGAGAAUGCAGCGGAUGUUUACCAUUUUAUUGCCUAUACGUCUAUUAAUGGCACGCUUUAUGAGCUUGAUGGCUUGCAGCCGUACCCUAUUAGCCAUGGGCCGUGUGAUAAUGGAUCGUUCCCCGAGGCUGUGAGUGAGGUUUUGCAGAAGAGGAUCGCGAGAUACCCACCUGGGGAGACGCAUUUUAAUCUUAUGGCUGUUACACGGGAUCCGAGAAUUGCUGCGAGGGAAAUUGGGGACGCGGAGACGCUUGAGAGGGAGGAAAGGAAGAGGGCGGCUUGGCAGUGGGAAAAUACGUUGCGAAGGUGGAAUUUUGUGGGAUUUAUUGGGGAGAUGAUGAAGGGGGUUGUUGCGGCUAAGGAUGGACAGGAUGGGGAGGGAAAGGCGUACAAUGAGUGGGUCGAGGGGGCGAAGAAAGAGACGAGAAAGAGAUUGGAGAUGAGACGGUAA
Molecule: messenger RNA, 960 nt
Organism: Penicillium pulvis
Lineage: Eukaryota; Fungi; Ascomycota; Eurotiomycetes; Eurotiales; Aspergillaceae
Product: putative 26S proteasome-associated ubiquitin C-terminal hydrolase
Exons: 3
Coding region: 1-960 (319 amino acids)
Biological process (GO): ubiquitin-dependent protein catabolic process; protein deubiquitination
Cellular component (GO): cytoplasm
Molecular function (GO): cysteine-type deubiquitinase activity
Source: RefSeq, a predicted model, not a curated record